This is a messenger RNA of Adineta ricciae, 2085 nucleotides long. NCBI's taxonomy places the organism in Eukaryota, Metazoa, Rotifera, Eurotatoria, Adinetida, Adinetidae. The record is from the annotation of a GenBank genome assembly.
AUGAACCGUGAAAACAAGAAUGGUUGCACUUCAAAGUUUCGUUACAAAUGUCAAAUCUGUGACGAAAUCGCUGAACAUUCUAAUUAUGGCGCCAUCUGUUGUUCAGCAUGUAAAAUAUUCUUUCGACGAAAUGCGAUGAAACAAUUUCGAUGUAAUUGGAAUAACAAUUGUGAGAUAAGUGUAAACACUCGUCAUGUAUGUUCUGCGUGUCGGUUGAAGAAAUGUCUCGACAAUAGAAUGGAUAUUGGAUUGAUUCGAUCUUGUUUAUCAAAGUCAAAGCAGGCGAAGCAAAAGAAAACAAAGAUCGUGCAAUCGUCAAUACCAACAUCAAAUGUUUUAAUCCCAACAUUGAAUCUUUUACAUUCCGAUGAAUCGAAUUUCUCAAUUGAGCAAUGGAAUUCUAUUUCAAACUUAAUUCACUGUUAUGAUCAAUAUGGCCCAUUUUUAAUGAGUCAACAAUACGUAUCUGAACAAACUCAACUUCCAACAAAGAUACGUUAUAAAACUUCAUCUAUCAACAAAUUCUAUGCAUUGGUUUAUAUGAAAAUUCAGCAAAUAUUUGAAAAGAAUGACGAUUAUCAAUCUUUAUGCUCACAAGAUCGAGCUUCAUUAACCCAUCGCGCGGUUAAACAUGCAUCAGGUUAUGCCACUGCUGUUGUCAUAAAACAACUGAAAUUGUACGAUGAUCCAUUAUUCUUCAAAAUUAGUGAAUUUCUUUUCAAUUCUCACGUAAUGACAUCUGCAAGAUCUCUCAACAGCUAUGUUGAUGAAGAUCUCACAUUUAAUAAAUUAGUCGUUGCUGCUUUAUUUUUUUCAACGACACGUAUUAUAAGCAUACAAGACCAAUAUAUCGAAUUAGCGUGGAAGUAUAUGGUUUACAAGCACGAUUAUCGACACUCUGUUCUACGUUUCAUUCAACUGCUUCGAUCAAUUUCAUAUUGCCAGCGUACAUUGCUCGAAGCUGAUCAUACUCGCGGAUAUGAAUCUAUAGUGGGUUCUCUUCUUCACCAAACUGAAAAAACAUUUAACUUAACUUCAAUUUCUCUUCGACUGAAUCAAAUAGAAUUUUGCCAUUUCGAACAAUUUGUUAAAGAACAUUUUCAACGAAUUGAAAAAUUCUUUAUUUCGACAAAUUAUGAUGUGAAUUAUAUCGAUAGUAAUCGUUGGGAACAACUUAUUUCAUGUUCUAUACCAAAUUUACGAAAAUUUAAUUUUCAAUGCAUCGAUAAUACAUUAUCUUUUGAUAAUGAAAUCUUUUCUCGUAAACAAUUCAAUUCCUUGUUUUGGCAUCAAAGACACUGGUUUUUUACAUUGGAAUUCAAUCGUGAUGAAUUGCGAGAUGGUUUACAUGGAAGAUAUUUUUUGUAUUCAACUCACCCAAACAGACAAAAAACUUACACCUUAUUAUGUGACAUAUUUUCUAAAGAAAUGACGACUGCUACCGAAACUAAUUUCAACUCAGUUGAGCAUCUGACUAUAGAAAAUGGAUAUAACAUUGCGAAAUGUUCGAAAUAUUUUCCAAAUGUCAAUGAAUUAACUGUUAAAUAUUGUGAGUCGGUUCCCACAUGGGAAUGGUUUACUCGGAAGAAUAUUUGUCGUAUUCUUCCUUUAAUGCAAGUGACCAAAUUGACUAUUCAUGUGAAAUAUGACAUGAAUUGGAUCAUGGCAUUGUUAUACAUAAUGCCUAAUAUUCAAACACUAAAAUUGAUCAAUGAAAGAUCGAAUUCAUUAGAUUGUCUGUCAUUUGAAGAUACAAAAAUAUUUCGUUUCGUAUCAGAACAGAAUAAAAUCAACAAUAUUAUUUUGACACAUAAUUAUUCAUUACAAAAACUCCAAGGAUUCAUCGAUCUAUGCCCACAAUUACAACAUCUUACUAUCGGUAUAUCUGAACGGUGUUUGUACCCGGCAGUUCGGUUUUUGUUAUCAAAAAAGAAUCAAAAUCAAUGCCAACUAUCUUCUCUAUGUGUUUCUGGAGUGGAUGCAAUAUCGAUCGAGAAGUUGAAAUCUUUGCUCUUAUCGGAAAAUCUUGCUGAUGAACAUAUGAUAAUUAUAGUAAAUGACAAGUUUUAUUUACGGUGGAGAUAA